Seriola aureovittata is the source of this 3131-nucleotide messenger RNA. It is a transcript of the gene ssr1, whose product is annotated as signal sequence receptor, alpha. The transcript has 9 exons. The record is from RefSeq and is a predicted model, not a curated record. Lineage: Eukaryota; Metazoa; Chordata; Actinopteri; Carangiformes; Carangidae. Gene Ontology annotation, cellular component: endoplasmic reticulum; endoplasmic reticulum membrane. Bases 91 to 972 code for a protein of 293 amino acids.
GUAGGGAUCGUAACGGAAGCUGCACGGCGUCGCACACAGCCUGGCUGUCUGACCGACACUGAAUGAAAGCGCACUGAUUUCGACUUCAAGAUGAUGAAAUUUCUACCCAAACUGCUGCUGCUAGCGCUGUUAGCCUUCCCGGCGACUAUCCUCAUCAAAGGGCCGGUGGUGAGCGCCCAGGAUCUGACGGAGGAUGAGGAGGCCGAGGCCGUGGAUGAAGACGUUGUGGAUGAUGUGACAGCUGAGGAUGAAGACGACGAGGCGGAAGUGGAAGAUGACGAGAAUGCGGAAUUGACGGAGGAAAAAGAAGAUGAAGAGGAAGAAGCGCUGGUUGGAGAGGUGAAGGCUUCCCCCAACGCUGACACCACCAUCCUGUUCGUCAAAGGAGACGACUUCCCAGCCAACAACAUCGUCAAGUUCCUGCUCGGCUUCACCAACAAAGGACCAGAGAACUUCAUGGUGGAGUCUCUGGACGCUUCUUUCCGUUACCCACAGGAUUACCAGUUCUACAUCCAGAACUUCACCGCUCUGCAGCUGGGCAUCGUGGUUCCUCCCAGCAGACAGGCCACCUUCGAGUACUCCUUCAUCCCCGCUGAGCCGAUGGGAGGGCGGCCAUUCGGCCUCGUCAUCAACCUCAACUACAAGGACAGCAGUGGAAACAUUUUCCAGGACGCCGUGUUCAACCAGACGGUCACCAUCACUGAGAAAGAGGACGGCUUAGACGGAGAGACCAUCUUCAUGUACGUCUUCCUGUCCGGCCUCGGGCUGCUCGUCGUCGUCGGCCUUCACCAGCUGCUGGAGUCCAGGAAGAGGAGGCGUCCAGCUCCAAAGGUUGAGAUGGGAACUUCGAGCCACAACGACGUGGACCUGAGCUGGAUCCCUCAGGAAACCCUGAACCAGAUCAACAAAGCGUCUCCAAGAAGAUCUCCUCGCAAGAGGAGCCAGAAACGCUCGGCCGGCUCCGACGAGUGACGGGCGCCUGACACCACGGCAACAAAACUCCACCCACCUGUCUAUGUAAGAGGAGGAGGGGGAGGGGGAGGAGGAGGGGGAGGAAGGCUGCGAGCGCCACGUCAAGCGCACACUCUCCUCUCCACUGAGAAACUUUGACCAGUGCCAAGCACAGCAACGGCUGGCUCUACUUUCAGCUUAAAAACUGUUCCCCACACACACACACACACACACACACACACACACACACACACACACACACACACACACACACACACACACACACACACACCACAGCCCUUUUUGUGUAACGAUUUGUUUUGUGUGGCGGGAGGGAGAGAAUCAUCCGUGAACAGGUGUGUUGGUUUCUGAGGCACGAGGACGUCUGUUAAAACCUCGGUGAGAGAACUGCUGAUAUUUUCAUUGUGAGACAGUUUGAUUGUUGUUUUUUGUGUGUUUGUUUUUUAUUACCUCUCACUGUGGUGUAGGGCUGAAACCAUUAGUGGAUUAUUGAUCUACAGAAAAUGAAUCGGCAACAAUCUUUGUAAUUUUUCAAGAAGAAACUGCCAAUCAUGACUCACCUCGGCUCUUUUCAUUCUUCUUCAUGUUGUUGACCGUAGCUGAUGAAUUGACUGUGUCUUUCAGAUUAAUUGAUAAUGAGAGAACUGGUUAGUUGCGGCCCUAUGGUAGCCAUGGUAACGGUAACAGAUGCAGUUGGUUUUUGUUUUGCAGGUUUUUUUUCAGUGUAGUUUUGCGUUCGUGGAUUCUGUCGGCACAAGUUGGAUUUUUGUGGAGAGCGUCCGUUCUCGUCCGGCUGCUCCAUCCUCCUCCUCCUCCUCCUUCUUCUUCUUCUUCUUCUUCUGUCCUUUCUUUGCUCGUUCAUGGCACAGAUCCUGAGUGUGUCCGCGGUCUCAGAUUCACACACUACUGACGCUCGGUGCCGUCCGUCUGUUAAACUGCAGCAGAUCUCCUGCCGACCGCUGGACGAACAACAGUGUUUAUUUUUGAUUCGUGGAGGAAGUCGGCGACGGUAACGUAGUUUUCAAACCAAGAAAAUGUGAAUUAAACGCAGAAGGAGAUUACAGGAACUUAAACACUCAGUAGUAAUCAUUGUGUGUAGUGACGGCACGAUCAGUGUGUGGAGCUGCACGACCUCCUUAACAUCCAGGUCUUAAACACACAAGUGUGAAAUCUGAUGCUGAGCCGCUAAAAAUGGACACGAUCUUUAUUUAUCUGUUAUUCAGAUUUACUGAUUUCCUCUUGUACAUUUGAAUUUGUCAUAUUUAGGAAGGAAAAAGGAUUGUUGAACCCAGUGAACAUCAGUCCUCUGUGAUACCGGUUUGAACAUCCUUCAGGUUUUACUCGGACUUUGGGAAACUAGUGGAAGUUUUUCACUAAACGAAUCAAAGUGUGGCAUCGUAACAUUUGUGAUGCGGCCGUGAACGUUUCAGAUCUGUGGAUGUGGAAUAAGUGAAGGGCGGGAGCGUAGCAGCAGAGUGGAGGAGCGAGGGGUCGGAUGUAAACCUGCAGCAGAAAACCCUGAACCCUCGACGGUGCCUGUUUUCUACUUCUCUGUUUUGUAAAUUCGUUUACGUCUUCUCUCCUCAAGCAGCUUGUUUCAAAAUUAGAAAAAUAAUUUACCGAAUGAAUAAUUUGAGUUUUGUUUUUUUGUUUUUUCCGUUGGAUUGUAAAAAUGUUGAACUGGCUGAAGCACUGGUGUAAAUACUGGCUGAUGGAUGCUGAGCCGAGGGCAGAAUCACCGAGCUAAUUUAUUUGAGUGACAGACUGGGCUUAAUGGGGGGGGGGGUUUGUAUACUGUAUUUCUUUGUUUCACCACUAGGGGGCAGCACUGACUGACUGCAGGCUCCUGUGCUGCGGGCGAGUUAUUUACAUUGAGGCUUCGUGGUUCUGUGAGUAACUGCCCUCAGAGUUUGGACCUGAAAUUCUUACACGUCCUUUAAUUUUCUGCAGAAAUAACAAAAAUAAAAAAACCAGCAGGAACAAGAAACACGGUCUGAACUUUAAUAACCUGCUGAGGCUCGUUGAUACAACUCGUUUACCACAGAGAACUGAGCUGAUGAGUUGUUUUUCUAAAAUGAUGGGGCUGACAUUCAUAAAUACAAGCUUAUACUUUUAUUUGCUUUUAAAUGUGCAGGAAAAUAAACUGAUGAUUUGCUGUA